AUGCCCUCUAUCACAAACUUCAACCACCAACCACUAAGUCUUCGUUGGAACCGUGACAUGUUCCAUGGAGGUGUAACAGCCGAUAGUGGCGAGAGUACAAAUUCGUCAACACCCACUCAUAGUGAGGCAGUCACCCAUGCGACUGAUUCUUUCCCUCAUUCCCAAAGCGAAGAAGGCAAUACAACUCAGCCCAGUAUUAUUUAUAUUCGACCUAAAGCAAACAGCAGACCUUGGUAUCUUAUCGGUUUUAAAAGCGAACUGCGUGAUACAUUCAGUCAUCCAGGCACUUCUGAAAAUGCUGAUAUCCACAUCAGCUCUUUCAAUCAGUUUUUACGAGAGGCUUUGACUGGACAUGUCAAACAAUCACGAGCACGAUCACGAUCAGAAGACGGAAGUAUCAAUGAAUCACAAGAAGAUCUCGAAAGAUAUUCCAAGGAUGCUUGCCAAAAAUUGGCUGGUCUCAGUAACGGUACUUGCACAGGUACUCUUGUCAGUGAAGAAACCAUCAAGACUUUGAAGAAGAUCGAACAGAAAAUGGAAAAGGAAGGUACCGUUGGAUGUCUCGUUUAUCCCACCGCCAGUACCUCUACUUCUUCAACAGGUCUUUCUGGCACAGCAAAAUUGUAUGUCGACUACGGGAGCUGCAUUAACAACCCUGAAUUACUAGAAAACUUACGAUCUAGCGGCAAGGCAGCUCAUAUUAUACGAGUGAACAAUCCUGGACAAAGUCGCAGAGAAUACGUGGCAGGUCAGUUGAGGCAACAAUUUAUGUCAAGCAUAGAUUGCUCUCAGAAUGUUUUUGAGCAAUUGGUUUCAUGUGAGGAUAUCUGA
Molecule: messenger RNA, 831 nt
Organism: Kwoniella shivajii
Lineage: Eukaryota; Fungi; Basidiomycota; Tremellomycetes; Tremellales; Cryptococcaceae
Exons: 1
Coding region: 1-831 (276 amino acids)
Source: RefSeq, a predicted model, not a curated record